Malassezia globosa CBS 7966 is the source of this 1236-nucleotide messenger RNA. RefSeq lists its product as uncharacterized. The coding region runs from base 1 to 1236 and encodes 411 amino acids. The transcript has a single exon. Gene Ontology annotation, molecular function: RNA methyltransferase activity. Gene Ontology annotation, biological process: RNA processing. The record is from RefSeq and is a predicted model, not a curated record. Lineage: Eukaryota; Fungi; Basidiomycota; Malasseziomycetes; Malasseziales; Malasseziaceae.
AUGCGUCCUGAUUCGCGUACAGUGACGAAGCGUGAUCGAAAGCGCAUUCACAACUUACAAAAAGCAUACCAAAAACAAGUUUCAAAGCAUGGUGAGCCGCCAAUAUUAUUUGACAUUCUCGACCUUAUUGGUAAAUCGCGUGUGGACGAAAUUUUGUCAAAGAACCAAGAGUUCGAGCGCGUACCUCCCUUCGGACAAGAGAUCACCGUGAAAAUUGAACGCCUAAGUUCGCAUGGAGAUGGCCUUGCCCUGACACCCCAGGGCGACCGGCUUCUAGCUGUCCCAUUUGCAUUGCCAGGAGAAGUUGUGCGUGUGCUUCCAUACGCGUCAGAGCGUUUGUAUUUCAAGUCGCGUAUUCUUGAGUUAUUGGAGCCAAAUUUGACGAUGCGCGAUCCGAGUCUCGUGCAAUGUCGGUACUUUGGACAGUGUGGCGGGUGCCAGUACCAAAUGAUUCCCUAUGCACAGCAAUUGGAGAUAAAACGAGAAGUUGUACGACGUGCCUAUGCGAACUAUUCGAGAUUAGAUGCUUCGCUUGUGCCGGACGUUCUGCCGACGAUGGGUUCGCCUGAGACUAUGCACUAUCGCACGAAGCUGACGCCUCAUUUUGAUCUUCCCGCUGUGCUUCGCCGGACGCACGGCACAGACCUGCCUGUAGAUAUGUCUGUGUCUGUACCGAUUGGAUUUGACAAUGCCACGACAGGCCGCGUUAUGGACAUUGAAGAGUGUCCCAUUGGGACGCACGUGCUGAAUGAGGCCAUGACACACGAGCGACAAAGAGUGCGGGAUUCAAUACGCUCAUACAAGAAUGGUGCUACGUUGCUGCUUCGUGAUUCGCUGUGUUCAGCUGAUAGUGAUGCAUCGACUGUGGUCACAGACCACAAGGCAACAGUGCAUGAGCGGGUGGGGGGCACUACAUUUUCGACGCCGGCAGGCGCCUUUUUCCAGAACAAUCGCUCGAUUAUUCCAUUGGUCAUGGACUAUGUCAAGUCGCAGCUUCCAUCAAAAAGUAGCCCGCAGUACUUGGUCGACACAUACUGUGGCUCUGGUUUGUUUGCGAUUUGUCUUGCACCUCUGUUCGAUCAGGUGGCCGGUGUGGAAAUCAGUACUAGUUCGAUCGAGUGUGCCAAGGCGAAUGCAAAACAGAACAACGUGCAAAAUGCGACUUUCCUUGCAGGUGAGGCGGAACGUAUCUUCUCGGUAUGUAUAGUAUGGACUAUGCAUAUGACUUACAGGUGA